AUGCCAACCCUGGAUGACUUUUUAGAGCAGGUAGGAGAAUUUGAUUUCUUCCAGAAAAAAGUCCUCUUUUUUUUAAGCCUACUUUCUGCUACUUUUGUUCCCAUUUACGUGGGGAUUUUUUUCCUGGGUUUCAUCCCUGAGCACCAUUGCCGCAGCCCCGGGGUGGCUGAGUUAAGUCAGCAGUGUGGUUGGAGUCUGGAGGAGCAGUUGAAUCACACAGUUCCUGAGUGGGAUGGCCAUGGAUUCAGUUACAACAGCCGCUGCAGGAGGUACGAGGUGGACUGGAAUGCAACAGGCAUCAGCUGCACUGAGCCCCUCAGAAGCCUCGUGGGCAAUGGGAGCACUGUUCCCCUCGGGCCCUGCCGGGAUGGAUGGGUCUACGACUCCCCAGGGAGCUCUCUUGUGACAGAGUUUAAUCUAGUGUGUGAGGACUCCUGGAAGCUGGACCUCUUCCAGUCAUGUGUGAAUGCUGGGUUUUUUAUUGGAUCCAUGAGUAUUGGCUACAUAGCAGACAGGUUUGGUCGCAAACUCUGCCUUCUGGUCACAGUCCUCAUCAAUGCAGUUUCGGGGGUUCUGAUGGCCUUUGCACCAAGCUACACCUGGACAGUGAUCUUCCGCCUGAUACAGGGACUGGUCAGCAAGGGGGGCUGGCUGACAGGCUACGUGCUCAUUGCAGAAUUUGUUGGCUCAGACUACCGGAGGGCAGUGGGCAUCACUUACCAGCUUGCCUUCACCCUGGGACUCCUCAUCUUCACCGCCCUGGCUUAUGCGCUUCCACGCUGGAGGUGGCUCCAGCUCGCGGUCACACUGCCCAAUUUCUUUUUCCUUCUCUACUAUUGGUGUCUGCCUGAGUCUCCCAGGUGGCUAAUAGCUCAAAAGCAAAAUGAUAAAGCUAUGGAAGUUAUUAAGCGCAUUGCCAAGGGAAAUAAGAAGAAGCUACCUCUUGCUUUCCAGAAUCUCAGCUCUGAAGAUGAAGAUGGAGAAAAGUUGAAACCUUCAUUUCUAGACCUGGUCAGGACACCUCAGAUCAGAAAAUACACAUUCAUUUUGAUGUACAGUUGGUUCACAAGCUCUGUCCUCUACCAGGGGCUCAUCAUGCACAUGGGAAUAGCCUCUGGAAACAUGUAUCUGGAUUUCCUCUAUUCGGCUCUUGUGGAGUUCCCAGCCGCCUUCAUCCUCAUGUUAACACUGGAUCGCAUUGGCCGUCGCUACACCUGGGCUGCAGCUAACGUGGUGACCGGGGCUGCUUGCCUGGUUACGGCAUUUGUCCCAGACACUCUUUAUUGGCUUAAAAUGACUGCAGCUUGCUUGGGCAGGAUGGGAAUUACCAUGUGCUAUGAAAUUAUAUGUGUGGUAAAUCCUGAGCUAUAUCCGACAUUUCUCAGGAAUCUGGGAGUCCUAGUCUGCUCAUCCCUGUGUGACCUCGGUGGGAUCAUAACACCCUUCCUUGUGUACAGACUGGCAGAGCUCUGGCACGAACUGCCCCUCAUCAUCUUUGCUGUGAUUGUUCUAAUAGACAGUGGCUUAGUUUUGCUCCUACCUGAAAUGAAGGGAAAGGCUCUGCCUGAAACCAUUGAAGAUGCUGAAAAUCUGCACAGGUAUGGCAUUAAGCAACUUCAAGGCAGAGCAACUCUCCUUUACAUCUGCAAAGUCUGCUAA
This is a messenger RNA of Empidonax traillii (willow flycatcher), 1659 nucleotides long. RefSeq names its product solute carrier family 22 member 2-like. The transcript has 10 exons. The record is from RefSeq and is a predicted model, not a curated record. NCBI's taxonomy places the organism in Eukaryota, Metazoa, Chordata, Aves, Passeriformes, Tyrannidae. Bases 1 to 1659 code for a protein of 552 amino acids. Gene Ontology annotation, cellular component: membrane. Gene Ontology annotation, biological process: transmembrane transport.